GCGCACGUGAAUCAGUCGAGGGGGUGUGUCCGUAAGAGGCACGCGCUUCUGCGUGUGUGUGUCUGAGGCGGAAAGCGCAACUGAGAGAGAAGAAAAUCGAAUCGAAUGAGUGAAGCACACGCAUCGAUCGGCUGCUGGCUGUCUUCCCGGAAGCAGUUGCCCGCGGCCGCGUUUGCUUGAAGACGUGCCCGGUUCGUUUAGUCCACUGCGGGAAUUAUCCAUCUACUCUAGAUGAGUCGCGUUGCUACGGCGGCGAAGGAAAGCCGACGCUGUGUUAAGUGAGCGACCGUUUCAAGCUGAAGGCUGUCAAACUGGCAGGAAGCACAGACCUAAGCGGCCGGACCGGUCGCCUUUUGUGAGUGGGAAUGAUGGUGUCGAGGGCGUUUCUCCUGUGUUUCUGCUGCAUCUGGACCCGGCUGGCGGAUGGAUUGGACGCGUGGAGUAGCGUUGCGCCUCAAACAAGUGACCCUAACGGCAAAGCAGGACGGCGGGACUUCAGCCGGUACCUUAAUAUCGGAGACGGGACCUCGCUGGAGUUUGAGUUUCCCGAGAAAACCCGCGGAGUCAUCGUGGUGUCCAGUAAGUACCGGAACGACUCUUGGAAGGAGGCUGUGAGUGUCCAGUCGCUGGACACGAACGUUUUGACUAUUUUGAAUGUGAGUGAUAGUGGCAGUGUAGGUGUGGACAGGAGUUACGUAGUUAGCUUCCAGUCGGGACUGGCAGGGACCGCUCCACUUUUGCUACAGCUGCUGGAUUUGAACAAGGAUGCCCAGCCGGUAGUCAUCGAGGAAAGGCGGGACUAUAUUAUCAAGGUGGCCCCUGAUGACAAGAUGGGGACCCCCAGUUUCAGUGGCCUGGCACACUUCUCAGAAAACCCUUUGCUUUUUGCCCUUUUGCCUUUGAUAUUCAUCAACAAAUGUGCUUUUGGCUGCAAAGUGGAAGUGGACGUCCUGCGUGGUCUUCUUAAACAGCCUCACCCAGUUUUAUUAGGAAUCGUGGGCCAAUUUCUGGUCAUGCCAUUGUAUGCCUAUGCCUUGUCCAGGAUUGCCUCUCUUCCCAAAGCCUUGUCCUUGGGGCUGGUCAUAACCUGCUCUGCACCUGGGGGUGGAGGAGGCUAUCUCUAUAGCCUGCUUCUGGGUGGGGAUGUGACUCUUGCCAUAUCCAUGACCUUAAUUUCAACAGUUGUAGCCACAGGUCUGAUGCCACUCUCCUCCACCAUUUAUAGUCGCCUUCUCAAUGUCCAUGAGACGCUUCAUGUGCCGUUUGUGAAAAUUCUGGUCACUCUACUCUUUAUUGCCAUUCCAAUUUCCACAGGUAUGGCCAUUAAGUGUAAACUUCCAAACAUUUCCCGUAUCCUGCUUACUCUCAUUCGCCCAUUCAGCUUCAUCCUGAUUAUCGGUGGAAUUUUCAUGGCUUACCAGAUGGGAGCUUCAAUCCUUGCCAAUAUCCAGCCACAAAUAAUACUCGUUGGAGUCACUGUACCAGUGUUUGGGCUGUUGUUGGGAUAUGUAAUGGCAGCAGUUGCCAGACUGUCCAUACCCCAUCGUCGAACAGUAAGCAUUGAGAUUGGAGUACAGAACAGCCUGCUGGCUCUGGCUGUCAUGCAACUCUCAUUCCGCCGUGUGGAGGCCGACUUUGCCUCUCAGGCUCCAUUCAUUGUGGCUCUCAGCAGCACCUCUGAAAUGCUAUUGAUAGUAAUUAUUCACUUUAUUUAUAAAAAAUUCAAGAAGACAAGCCUGACUGAUGUUUGAUUGUUUUGUUUUUCCCCCAUUGAUGUCAUCCAUUGAUGUCUGGCUGAAAAUUGAGGGAAAGAAAUGCCAUGAAACCAAAGACCUUUCUAUUUUCAUUACAUGCUAUGCACAAUGAGAAAUUAAAAAAAUAUUUUUUUAUGGUUUUGUAUGUGGAAUUUGGAAAUUUACCUUAAUGUUUACAGACUAAUUAAAGAGCUUUGGGGAGAAAAAAGUGGGGCAAUGUGGGGAAUGCUGGGCUUUAAGCAACAUUCAAAUACUUGAAUUUAAAAUGCACCUGGUUGGGCGAUGAGGUACGUAAGUUUGAAUGAAAUAAAAUCAAGAAUGUGCUGUUUUUUGUGUAAAAUCCUUGUUCGUUUUCCUUAUUUAUUUAAUCCCUGGAAUUUAAUUUGCCUUUUCUAUUGAAUCACUGGAAUGUUUUUUGUUAACUACAUUACUGUUUUUUUUUAUUUUCACAAUAUGUCAGGAAUGUACACAGAGGUAGAAUUUAAACCAAUAUUUUUUUGGCAAAUAAGAUACAACAAUAUUGUUUUUUGUUUUUAUAAUACUUCUUUAUUUGGCAUCCAGCAGGUUCACCACUGUGCUUGUGUUUUUUCCAGCUUUAGAAGUGACCAACUACUGUGCACAUAUUGUAAUUUGUCAUGUUGUAAACACUUUUUAAACUAUUAGAAUUUAAAUUUGUAAUUUAUUUUCUGGGUGUUAGGUAGCGGGGUGAUUAAAUUUAGCCUCUGUCAUCAGGAAAAGAAAGCCAGGAGCCAAGCUAUUCUGUUGCAGUCCUCUUAGUUUGUUGCUAGAUGACCAUGUUGUACUGUGUCCCACAUAGAAUAAAAAAAAAAAACUUCAGUAUCUGAGAGAAAAUUUCUAUAGGAAGCUUAUUUAAUAUCCUAAAAUGGGUGUAAGUUUUUUUUUUUUUUGAUCCUUCAUAUAUUCAUUUUAAGCAGUAUUAUAGCAGCUGUUUAGCACUACUGGUGGUGGUUGGUGAGUAAAUGACAGAUUUGUAAUAAAAUUCACAAAGUUUAAUAUUUUUUGCUUUCAUUCCCAGCCACCAAGAAAAGAUAAUCUUAUUUCUUGUCUAUGUUGCUCUGGCUGAACAAGCUUUGCAGCACUUUCUGUGAACUUGGGGCAUCACUCUUUCCCUCCUGCUCUAAUUAGUUCCAGUUGUGCAAGUCGAAUCUCAAACUUCUCUCUGUGUGUUUCCUGAAUCUAUUCAUUGCAGAACUGCUUGUGCUAGAAAUCUGUGUUAAGUAUUGCAACCAUAAAAAAAAAAAA
Molecule: messenger RNA, 3017 nt
Organism: Polypterus senegalus (gray bichir)
Lineage: Eukaryota; Metazoa; Chordata; Cladistia; Polypteriformes; Polypteridae
Gene: slc10a3
Product: solute carrier family 10 member 3
Exons: 1
Coding region: 366-1751 (461 amino acids)
Biological process (GO): bile acid and bile salt transport
Cellular component (GO): membrane
Molecular function (GO): bile acid:sodium symporter activity
Source: RefSeq, a predicted model, not a curated record